AUGACAUCCAAGCAUCCAUAUGUAUACAUGGCCGAUCAACAAAUCAAUCCUUUACUUAUUUGUUCUAUAUGUCAAAAUCCAUUUGUAGAUCCAGUCACAAGUGAAGAUCAUAGACGAGGUUGUCGAGCUUGUUUCACGGAAUAUUUAUCAUCUCAAUCGGUGGCAGUAACUCCAAUUCAAGAAUGGAUUGUACUAGAAAUGCUCAAUAGUCUUCUUGUAGAAUGUACCAAAUGUAACGAAAACAAUAUCCGACGAGGUGAUCUAAAACAACAUGAAGAAAAGUCAUGUAGACGAGCCUUUGUACUUUGCAAAGCUGCCGAUAUAAAAUGUCCAUGGCAAGGUGUACGUGAAGAAUUAGAUACACAUGUGAAACAAUGUGUUUUUGAACCAUUAAGACCAGUACUGGCUGAAAUAAUUAUGGAAAAUAAACAACUUAAAGAAAAAAUAGAUCGAUUAGAAAUAUUAAUUAAAAAAUUCACCGAAAGGAAUUAA
Rotaria sordida is the source of this 492-nucleotide messenger RNA. Lineage: Eukaryota; Metazoa; Rotifera; Eurotatoria; Philodinida; Philodinidae. The record is from the annotation of a GenBank genome assembly.